GCUGGAGGAGUCCUCGCCUGUGGGCUUGAUCAUCCUGCUCACCUCGAGCCACGGCCUCAAUCGCUUCCGCCUGCCCAGCUUACAUGGCUCUGCCUUGUCACCGCAUUGCACGGGCACAAGCACUUGCACAUUGCUGAGCAAUCACCUCGCGAAUCGCCUUCAGCGAGGCAAGCAGCACAAGGGCCGUCGCACAAGGGAGGCCCAUCGCCCGGAGGAGAGUGUGGCCGCUGCCAAAGCAGGCCCUGGCCCAGCUCCCAGCGGCUCGAGCUCCUCGGGGACGACCUUCAAGGUCUUGGUGCUCGCGCCACGGCGCUUCAUCCGCCUCUUCGAGGCCCACCCGCCGUAUUUGGCUGGAACUCCGGGAGUUAUCCUGCCAGAUGACAUCCCUGGCACUCCGCUGAGCACUACCACGGCCCCGCUCGCUGGCCAGACCACAUGCAAGGUCAUGCUUAUCCCGGGCCUUGCCGUGCACAUCUGUACCUCCCCGCAGGUGCCACCACCAGCUUUGGCACCGACGCAGGUUGAUGGUCGUGAAGACUCGGACCGCACUGCACGCCCGACGGUCCAGAUCCACUCGGACAGCGACACGGACGAAGAGGAUGUGGUGGUGCUUCUACCGGGUCCAGGCGGGCAAGCAGAACUGCCGGAGGUGAUCCACACGGCCUCCUCCCUGGAGCCUCCGGCUUCCUCGAGCUCUCAGUGUACACUUCCUGCUUCGGGUCCCGAGAAAAGGCGUCAGCUCCUGGCCAAUGUGGUGAUGCGAGCGGCCGAAGAUGGAAGUCUCGCCAAGGCCCUCAGCCGAGUCCGAUGGCCUGAGUCAGAAGACGCACCACCAGGGCACACGGACUCUGAGAGCGACACCGUGGAGGCGCUGGAACCUGGAGAUGGUUUGCCACCCCCGUCGCCGGAGAACAUCCUGCGUGCGGACCCAGCAGCCUCCACUCUCUUGUCGCACACCUUCCAAGGUAUAUCCCCUCCGGAGAACAUGCUGGAGAGUGUCCGAGAGAUGGUGAAGCUCCUGCCUGCCUCGGUGGCCUCACAGGAUCCGCCCAGUACGUGCCAGCCUCUGCCUACGAGGCGAUGGCGACGGCGUCAGCUCUCUCAACUUGAGGCGGAGGCGGAGGCACAUGCCAAGGCAGACCCUCCGACGGUUACCUUAAAGGGCCUCCCAAUUCGAUCCCCUUUUUCUCCGAUCACCCGGACAGACACCAAACGGGUGCGGCCUGAGAAGCGCAGCUCUACGUCCAGUUCCAAUGAUGACAGCUCCUCUGGUCGAUCGGGGUCCUUGGGUGCUGUUCAUGGACAGUGGUCUUUUUGCGUGGCCCUCAGUCUGCAGCGCUGCCUUCUCUUACCAGCAUCCUGCCACGCACAUCAGUGGAGCCCACAGCAGGCCAUGCUUCUGCCACCCAGCCGUUUUAGCCCUCAGCCACACGCUGGUGCCUCUUUCUCUGGGCCAUGGCACCUGUUCGCAAGCGGCCAGCCGGUCGUCCCUCUGGACACCGUGCUCAGAAAUCUCGUACACAGGCUGCUUCCAGGACUUCAGAGCCUGCCUCUCGUGCUGCCUCCAGAGUUACCUCUACGACUCCGGCGAAGCGCCCUGCAAGCUCAACCAACAAGCCCAUCGAAGGAGCUCCAAGGACCCAAACCGGACCGCUCAAAGCUUCCCUCGGACAUACCCACUACGCCGUCCUGGUUUGCAAGUGAUCCUGACGAGGUCCGCGCCUCCGACUCGGACCAGAUCGAUCGAGAAAUGGCGGCUCGAGGCCUUCCACCGCCCCCAGUUCCACCUCUCUGUGAAAACGAUGAGCCGCGUGGUCCGCCGCCUCCACGACCAGUCCGGUAUGAUGAUGCCCCUGGCCCGCUCAGUGAGCCGGAGGGUCCGUGCAUCCCGGAUAGCAGUUCGCUGCUCUCCCUUGUGGCCGCUGCAAACAGCGUGGGCUAUCAGGAUGUAGCCCCCAGCGAUGCACAUGCCACGGGCAUCAAGCGUGCAUACAACCGGGCGGUCAGAAGAGCACAAGCGAGCCCCUUGCAGGGAACCUUCUAUCGUGGGCGGUGGUGCUCCUUUCGAGCGCCCGUCCUCUCGCCGCAGCCUCGACUGGACCGUCGUCCCCAGUUGCAUGCCGCCGCCCCAGCCUCUGCCGCCAGGCUUCUGCAUGUCUCUUACACUGCGGGCGGGCUGACGGGCGAAUCCUACCAGGAGUUGAUGCAGUGGCUAGCCCAGCUGCCUUCAGAGCAGUGCCCUAUGAUAGUGCACAUCCAGGAAACGCAUUGGUCGCACGAUCAGGAAUACAGCACACCCGGCUGGCACAUCAUAUCGUCGGCCUGCUCCUCCCCUAAGGCAGGGGGUCUCCUCACCCUAGUCAGUGAUCAGCUCUGUUCGGCAAGCCAGAUCUCAUCCUCCUCCCGCGUUGCAGGCAGACUGCUCCACGUACGCAUCGAUCUGGGAGACCGCACGGUGGAUGCAAUUAACACAUACCAGAAGGUUUAUCAUUCUGGCAGCACGAGAAUUGAGAAAGGCCAGACUCAAACCGCGGCCGACCAGCGCAUGGGCGUCUGGAUGUCCCUUCGCGGUCUCCUUAAGGAGAUUCCAAUCCGUCACCAUUUAAUUUUAUCUGGAGACUUCAACUCGCCUGCUCCGCUCAUCUCCGAACUGGUGGGAAGUAAGGCCAGGGCAUUCCGCACACCGAUGGUCCCCGACCUGGCUGCCUUUGAGGCACUGCUGGUAGACUUCCAGCUGCUUCACCUCAACAGUUGGACUCGCAGAGCCGGUCCCACCUUUCUUUCCUCUCAGGGAGCAUCUCAGAUCGACCACGUCUUUGUGCGCAAGGCCACCGCCGACAUGCCUGCCCGCGGGGGCAGCCCCUGUGACUGGCCCCUGGCGGCUUGGCGUCAAGGGGGACGACAUCGACCGGUGCGGGUCUCACUUCCCAUUCGACCUUACCGCGCCCUGGGCAAGAGUCAGCCCGAACGCGCCCUCCUUGAUCUCCAAGGCCUGCGCAACGCCUGUCGCGAUCCGAGUCACCCGGGAAUUCGGCACCUUCGCGCCUCUGUUGAGGCCCUCCUCUCCGAUUCUCCUGAGGCCACCGUCGAGGAGGUUAACUCCCAUGUUCUUCAACAGGCGACGGAGGUGUUUCCAGCAGUCCGUAACCAGGGACGCGUCGUCCCCUGGCAAUCCCCCACUGUUGCACUCAGUGUUAAAGGUAUGUGGCAAGCCUAUCACUGCUGGCGGCAUGGACCGACGACAGGACAUCGAAACGUCUUUGCUCUCUGGCGUGCAUACUCCGCCUUCCGUCGUGCACAUAAGCAGUUCCGUCAGAGGACCCGCGAAGCCAAACGGGCCUGGUUUCAUGAUCAAAUUCUCGGCAUGGAGCGAGCAUCUGCUGCCGGGGACGUUAGAGCGCUCUUUCGUCUGGCUGGCGCCCUCAUGCCCAAACAACCACGCCGCAAACUCCAGCUCCGAGGUCCUAACGGUGAGCUAUGGUCCUCUACGCAACAGGUGGACUGCCUCAAAACCUUCUUUCAGGAUCUGUAUGCGCCGGAGGACGAACCGGCCCUGCCACCCCUACCGCCACUUCAGGCUCCCACCAUAUCCUCCUCUGAGGCCCACCGCCGACUCACACGGCUCCCAGUACACAAAGCCACCCCAGCGCAUCAGGCACCCACGGCGGCGAUUGUUGCCUGUGCUGAUCUUCUUGCGCCUUGGCUCAGUGACAAGGUCGAGUCUCUCUCCUCCUUCCCGGCUGUUUGGUCAGACUGUUGGCUGGCCUUAAUGCCCAAGGUCAGUCACCCAGUACUCCCACGACAACUACGCCCUAUCGGGCUCACGGAAAGCACGAGCCGUGUACUGGCCGGACACUUACAAGAUGCUCUCAAGCCCUAUCUUCAGGCCUUUGUUGGCCCAUGGCCCCAGCUUGCAUAUAUGGCAGGACGCAGUACAGGGGAGGCGCUGCAUCGCGUGUUCAGCCACUGUCACGAAGUGUCCGCGGCCAAUCUCAAGCCUGCCUACAAUAUCCACCGUGCCAGAGACAAGCUGGCUCAGGCUGGCACACCCUCAUCCCAUCAAUCUGCCUCCAAGAGGCAACGGACAGGAGGGGUCCAGGCAUCACUGGACCUUUCUCAAGCGUUUGACCGGCUCAGCUGGAGUCUUAUACACGAAGCCUUGCUUGAGGCCCAAGUUCCCAUUGAGCUGAGGGUACAAUUACUUGAGUUCUACAGAGGUCUGGGCUAUCACCUGACCUUUGGUUCUGAGCAGGCCACCGUCCACGCCCUGCGAGGAGUUAAACAGGGCUGUAAAGUGGCUCCACUAUUGUGGAGUCUGGCUACAGGUCUGCUCAUGCGCCGAUUGGCCCGUGCGACUUCUUCGGAGUGGGUCCGUCGCGCACUCACGGCUUUUGCCGAUGACUUUCACAUUGGACAGGUCGUCUACUCCACCCGAGACUUGCUUCUGUCCAUUGACAGGCUUGGACAUGUUUUGCAACUGCUCAUAGAUGCUCGAAUGAAAGUCAAUAUUGACAAAUCCGUGAUUCUCCUCUCUGUCAAUCACUCCUAUGCCAACCGCUGGCGGCGUAGAGAAAUUCUCUCUGACAAGGAGGGCCCACGACUGCGGAUCUCGACACCCACGGCAGGCACCUUCAAGAUGCCAAUAGUGUCUACUCAUAAAUAUCUGGGAGCCAUUAUCUCCUACCAGGAGGACUGUACGCAGCUUACGGUGGCAUAUCGAUUGCGCCAAACAUGGGCGACCUGGACCCGACUCCGACCAGCCCUUACCUCAGCCUCCGCACCUGCUCUCCCCUUGAGACUACGUCUCUGGCAGGCAUGCAUUCCUCCCACCGCUCUCUAUGCGUUAGAUAGCCUUCCGCUGCAACAGCAACACCUGGUACAGAUCCAGAGAGCCUUAACAAAACAGCUGCGUGCUGUAGCCAAGUCCCAGGCACAUCUGACAGGCGAAUCCACAGUCGCUUUACAUCAUCGUCUCCGGGUUCCCUUUGUGUUAGAUGCGCUGCGUCAGGCCUCUCACCGCCGAGCAGCCCGUUGGGCCGCCAUCCCCCCUGAGGAAGCCCAUCUUCUCAACCGCUCGUGGCAAACACGCAUUGAUGAAGCCCUCCAGAAGCUCGACUCCCCCCUCCAGCCGCUAUUGGACGCCCCCACGGCUUCCUCGGUAAGCCCUGCCCUGCAGGACAAACCUUCAACCACAGGAGCCGCGGAAUCGGGCAUGCACGAAGAAGGAUGGUCAUGUCCCCACUGCUCUUAUCAAGCGCCAUCACAUAGACUUCUUCGGGUACAUCUCUCCCGAACCCAUGCAAGUAAGGCCAAAGAUCGGGAGCGUCCAGGCCGCUUCAACCGCGACCAACACUCAGUUAGUGGGAUGCCGACCUGUCGUCUCUGCGGGCACCGCUUCUCUCGUUGGAGUGGCCUUCGCUGCCAUAUAGACAAGGGACACUGCAGAUGCCUGUCCUUCUCAGCCUUGCCAGAGCCUGAGCCCACUACUACUGUGCCUCCGAACACUGCGACCCACCCAUUGCUGCCUCAUACAUCUACUGGCAUUGUCCCUGUGCACACGGAGGCCGGCACCACCUCAGCUACUACGUCUACGCCAGGCCUGGAACCGUCCCUCUUGGAGCAGUGCCUUGCUGCGCACCCUAGCCCGGACCUGGCUCUCUCUUCUGCUCCUUCGGGAGCGCUUGCAGCUGAUGCCACCACUGCGGCUGCAGAGGACACGUCGUCAAUUCGACCUCUGCCUGUCUCGCAGUCGCUGGCUUAUACCCCGGCCUUUCAAACCAGGCGCUGCUCUCGAGGCCAGAUCUCCGGAGCUCACUGA
This is a messenger RNA of Symbiodinium sp. CCMP2592, 5818 nucleotides long. NCBI's taxonomy places the organism in Eukaryota, Dinophyceae, Suessiales, Symbiodiniaceae. The record is from the annotation of a GenBank genome assembly.